This is a messenger RNA of Cinara cedri, 1543 nucleotides long. The record is from the annotation of a GenBank genome assembly. Lineage: Eukaryota; Metazoa; Arthropoda; Insecta; Hemiptera; Aphididae.
CGUUAAACAUCCUUAUACAUUACCAAACUUCAGUUUAUUGUGUUGACAAGUAUAUUAUAUCAGAUUUCAAAUAUUUUAUAAACUUUUAAUGAAACUUGGUUUAUUUAUCAUUCAAUGAAAUUAUAUUAGGUACUGAGGUGAGUCAAUUAUUUAAUUAUUCUUCAUCUUAAUAUCAUUAUUUAUUGUAAUUACCUUCUUUUGAGAAAUUUUAUAUUCUAGAAUGGACCAAGACGAUUUCACUGCUGAUCUGUGUGCUGAGCAGAUUGGUAAACUAUUCCAAUUUCAGGAUCUUACGGGUAUUGAGAGUUUGCCUACAUGUCGAGACGUACUACAAAGGCAUAAUUGGGAUCUAGAAUCUGCAGUUCAAGAUCAGUUAAAUCUUCGAGAAGGUCGUCCAUCCGUAUUUGCUGGAACAUCAGAAACAUCCUCUGCUCCAACUGUUUUAGUUGAUCCUACUAGACAGCAAAUAUUUCAGUCUGAGGCUUCUGGAUCUGGAAAUUUCCUACCAUUUGUUAUAGACUAUAUACUGAGAACAUUUUACAAUACUUUUGUAUCAGUAGUACGAUUUACAUGGAGUUUAGUAUGGCCAGAACCUCGACGACCAAUUACAGAUCCUGUUGCAGAUGUAGGAAAAUUCAUUCAAAACUAUGAAUCUAUGUAUGGCAAUGAACAUCCGAUUUAUUAUAGAGGGUCAUAUAAGCAAGCACUGAAUGAUGCUAAACAAGAAUUAAGAUUUCUUGUAAUUUAUUUACACCAAAACGAUCAAACUGAUUGUUCAACUUUCAGUUCUUCUGUAUUGCCUAAUAGCAAUGUUAUUUCAUUUUUAAAUGAAAGCAACAUAUUAUUUUGGGCUUGUGAACAAGACACCAGUGAAGGUAAACGAGUAGCUACUGCUCUUCAAGCAAAUGUCUAUCCUUAUAUUGCUGUAAUUGUGCUGAGAGAAAGUCGUAUGACGCUUGUUGGACGCAUGGAAGGGCCAGUAUCACCUGUAGAAUUUAUAAGAAGGUUAAAAUUAAUUUUUGAAGCUAAUGAACCUUAUCUCGUAACUGCUCGUGCUGAACGAAUAGAACGUAGUUUUAAUCAGUCCCUACGUGAACAACAAGACCGAGCUUAUUUAGAGUCUCUACGUGCGGAUGAACAAAAAGAACAACUUAAAAAAGCAAAAGAAAACCAAGAACGAGAACAGCGUUUACAAAAAGAAAAGUUGGAAGAAUUAGAAAAAGCAAAGCAAGAGGCACUAAAAAAAAAGAAAAUAGAAAUGUUAGCUAGAAUCCCUCAGGAGCCAUCCAUUGAAGAACCAGGUGCACUAACAAUUGUGUUUAUUAUGCCUGGUGGCAUAAGAAUAGAGAGGCGAUUUGUAGAUAUAUCCCCUCUAUCUGAUGUUUUAGAUUUUGUAUUUUGUCAUCCAAAUUCCCCAAAUAUUUUUGAAGUAGCCACUAAUUUUCCUAAACGAGUUCUUAGCACUGAAGAUCGAGAUAAAACACUUAAAGAAUCGGGAUUACAAAAAAGAGAAGUUCUCUUUAUAAAUGAUUUAGAUUCAUGA